CUGCAAGUGCUCUAGUUGGUAUUCCCCGGCGUAUCCCCAACCCUCUUGCCAGUCUAGCUGCCGUUCAGUUGCUUGGCCUGCCCGUCCAGUCCAUAGAGGUCCAGUCUCGCACGAUACGGUGAUGGCGGACAGCGAGAGUGAUACCGAUGGAGCCGGGAGCAGUUCUGCUACCCCUAUGUCCUCUACCGCCUCGACAUCCAGCAAGCCUGGAAUACUGAUAUCCCAGUUUCGCCUGGAAGAGCUGACGAACCGCUUGGCCUCGCUACAGCAAGAGAACAAAGUGCUGAAAAUCGAGCUGGAAACGUUCAAACUCAAAUGCAAAUCACUGCAAGAGGAGAAUCGAGACUUGCGAAAGGCUAGUGUUACAAUUCAAGCCAGAGCGGAACAAGAAGAGGAGUUCAUCUCUAACACGCUGUUUAAAAAGAUCCAGGCCCUGCAGAAGGAGAAGGAGACUCUGGCUGUUAACUAUGAGAAAGAAGAGGAGUUCCUCACCAAUGACCUGUCACGGAAGCUUAUGCAGCUCCAACAUGAGAAAGCUGAGCUGGAGCAGCACCUGGAACAGGAGCAGGAGUUCCAGGUGAACAAACUCAUGAAGAAGAUCAAGAAGCUGGAGAACGACACCAUCUCCAAGCAGCUCACGCUUGAGCAGCUGCGGAGAGAGAAGAUUGAUCUGGAGAACACGCUGGAGCAGGAGCAAGAAGCGCUGGUCAACAGACUGUGGAAGCGCAUGGACAAGCUAGAGGCAGAGAAGAGGAUUCUUCAGGAGAAGCUGGACCAGCCUGUCUCGGCACCUCCGUCGCCGCGGGACAUCUCCAUGGAGGUGGACUCCCCAGAGAACAUGAUGCGCCACAUCCGCUUCCUCAAGAGCGAGGUGGAGCGACUCAAGAGGGGCCUCCGCACCACGGAGAUGCAGCACACAGAGAAGCGUGCCCAGUACAUAGAGGAGGAGCGGCACAUGCGGGAGGAGAACAUCAGACUGCAGAGAAAACUCCAGAGAGAGAUGGAGCGCAGAGAGGCGCUGUGCAGACAGCUAUCAGAGAGCGAGAGCAGUCUAGAGAUGGAUGACGAGAGGUACGGCUCAAGGGUCUCUCGAACUCUGCUCUCCUCUCUCUCCAUCCCCAUAUUUUACACAUGUCUCCCCAGCUCCAGUCGCCCGAUCUCCCCCGGUCUGUCGUACGCCAGCCACACAGUGGGCUUCACUCCUCCAGCCACCCUGAGCAGAGCCCCCCUCCCACACUACACACCUCCGGGCCUGCACGUCCACCCUGGCUCCUCCCACGGCAUCCAGAGGCCUUCCCCGCGGAGAAGCAACAGUCCAGACAAGUUCAAGCGCCCCACCCCCCCUCCGUCGCCCAACACACACUCUGGGGCGCAGCAGCACCCUCCUCUGCCUCCCCCACCCCCCCAGCCUAUGGUCCAGUCGCCCACGGCACCGCCAGCUAGCACACAACAGCACCCGCUGCAAGCACCCUCUCAGCCUUAAUGCAUGCACAGGACUCCGCUACGCUAGGCUAGGCUAAGCUAAGCUAGGCUACUUAGGCUAGGCUAGGCUAGUGCAGCGAUAUUGCAGUUACUCAUUUGGGGGGAGGGGCGAGUCGUCAGCAAGGCUGGGGACAGGAACAGGAGUUUGGUUUCUGGCGUGGCACUGAAACGGGCUGACUUGUGUAUGUGCAAGUCGGCAGACUGGGACUCGUGUUUGUUUGUUUGUUUUGUUUGUUUGUUUGUUUUAUUUCGUUUUGUUUGUUCCUUUCCAUUAGGCUUCUUUUGUUUACCACACAAAAAAGAAAGGACAAAAAAGUUUCUGUAUUUUGUUUGUUUGUGUGUUGUGUAUAGGAGUUUUGGGCGGGACUUACUUAACUUACUGCUAGUCAGAUAUGCGCUUGUGCUCACGAGGAUUACCUGGGAACACACAAACACACACACACACACACACUCUUUUCCUCUUUUUCUUUAAUUCUUUCUUUCUUUUUCCCUUUCUCUCUUUCUGUCUUUCUCUCUCUCUCUCUCUCUCCCCUACAGCUGCAGCUAGUUAGUAGUCCCACCUGGAAGGCGAGACACUACUCUCAUUCUCGUGUGCCAUCACUCAGUACAAACCUAACGCAUCAGCCAGUGCCUGCGUCCCUCCCUCCCAGCCUCCCUCAUCACCCCAUCAAUCGCACUUCUCCCAUUGGAUGGGAGUUCUUAUUCAGAACAGGCCAUACCAGCAGAACAAACAGGACAGCACGUGUUCCUAACGGAAUUCUCUUAACGGUCAUUAUUACAGAGCAUGUAGAGCUUUGAUUCUGGAAUGGUGGCUUUGAUUCUGUAAUGGCGGCUUUUAAGAGCCUGCUAACUUAGUUGGGAGAAGGUUGACGUGUUUUGUGAGGAUAGUUCUGAAAGCAUUGUGUGUGGCGUGUCCUAACCCUACCUUCUGUGUGUGGUACGGAGGUUAAUGUGCAGUUCUAGAGGGGUUGGAGGUUCUAGCAGAGGAGGAGAUUCAGGUACAGAACCCGUGUGUGCGGGCGGGGCCGGUGUGUGUCGUUGCUUCAGACGGCCCAAACCCUCCAUCGCACACCACAGACGACCGAAACAUCAGCUCGCAGAGCGAAGGCCCUCAUUUUACUCUUAAGUGUUACAUGAACAUGUUCAACAGGAACAGUCCUGUUCAAGAAAUUAACCUGAAUAUGAUUAAAAAGCGUGUAAAGUUAAAA
Molecule: messenger RNA, 2690 nt
Organism: Alosa alosa (allis shad)
Lineage: Eukaryota; Metazoa; Chordata; Actinopteri; Clupeiformes; Clupeidae
Product: coiled-coil domain-containing protein 6-like
Exons: 9
Coding region: 122-1483 (453 amino acids)
Source: RefSeq, a predicted model, not a curated record